Molecule: messenger RNA, 1542 nt
Organism: Laetiporus sulphureus 93-53
Lineage: Eukaryota; Fungi; Basidiomycota; Agaricomycetes; Polyporales; Laetiporaceae
Exons: 2
Coding region: 1-1542 (513 amino acids)
Biological process (GO): regulation of transcription by RNA polymerase II
Molecular function (GO): RNA polymerase II cis-regulatory region sequence-specific DNA binding; DNA-binding transcription factor activity, RNA polymerase II-specific
Source: RefSeq, a predicted model, not a curated record
AUGGCCACUAAAGUACAAGCACCGCCCAGCAUUCCCGACCACGACCGCCUUUCUUCCCAGGCUGCCGACGACAACCCCUCCCGCCGCAGGACCACCUUUGACCUCGAGCCCAAUCCCUUCGAGCAGUCCUUCGCCCGCCCCUCCAAUGACUCCUCCGUCCGCACCCGCGCCCCCGCGGCCCCCUCCUCCCACUCCGACGACUCCCGUCCCUCUUCCUCCUCGAACUCAAAGCUAGACCGCAACCACUCGUCGUCCUCCCCGGAUCCCAAGCCCGUCCUCCCCCCGCUCGCCAGCAUCUCCUCCCCCUCCGACCCGUCGUACACAUGGGCCUUCUCCUCCUCGUCCCUCUCCAACUCGCUCCGCUCCGGUCCCCUCUCCCCCGCCAUGCUCGCCGGCCCCCAGCCCAAUUCGAACAACGAUCAGCCCCUUCCCGCCUUCGACCCCUCCUCCUUCCGAACCGGGCUCACUCCGCGCACCGGACUCACCCCAGGCACCGGCCUCACGCCCCUCAUCGGCGGGCCCGUCUCCUUCCCUCCGCCCUCGCCGAAUACCGCAGCCUUCCUCGCGAUGAUGCAGGGCAGCGCAGCCAACGCGACCCCGAGCUUGUCCAGCGUCGCCGGCACCAUCACUCCCAACACCCUCUCUGCCAUAACCGGCGUCCUCUCCACUGCGCACCACCCGACCCACCACGCUCAUCACGGGCACUCGCAUGCGACGACCACCCCCUCGCCCUUGUCCAUGUCACACCAGUACCAGUCACAGGCUCAAGCUGCGCGAGAGGCCAACGGCUACGCGAACAACCCUGCCGCCAACACUGCCGCCAACGGCCUUUUCCUGCUCUCCCAGGCUCAUCAGGAGCUGACAAAGCGUGAAGCAGAGGCCCAGGCCCAGGCCGCCGCCAACGCCGCUGCCUCUCCCACCAGCAACGGCACCUCGCCUGUCCUCUCUGCCGGCAACGUCAAGCGCGGAACCAAGCGCAAGGCGACGCCCACCUAUUCGCAGGAGCAGGCGCAGGAGCUCGGCAUUGGCAAGCGCACGCGGUCCGCGACAAGCGCGCGCAGAGGCAGCGUGCAGAGCCUGGACUUUGAGGGCGAUGAGGAGGAGGAGGAGGAAGACGAGCACGACCUGCAACGGCAGCAGACUCCGCAGGCGAACAAGAAGCCGAACCAGCAGAAGAAGCCCGAGACCGAGGAAGAAAAGCGGAGGAACUUUCUCGAGCGGAACAGACAAGCCGCUCUGAAGUGUCGCCAGCGCAAGAAGGCGUGGCUCGCGCAGCUACAGGCCAAGGUCGAGUACCUCUCGAACGAGAACGAGCGGCUGACGAGCGCGCUGGUUGCCUCGCGCGAGGAGAUCUCGCGGCUGUCGGCGCUUGUGGGCGCUGCGACCGUCGGGGGCAGCGUCUUGCCCGGCGUCGUCGUGAACGGCGUGAACGGCGUCCCGGUGCAGGGCGGCCCGCCGGUGAGCGUGAGCGUGAGCAUGCCGCCUGGAGGCAAGAACGCCGCGGCGAUCGUGGGUAGCAAUGGGAGAGGUUAUGGGUACUAG